CGCGCCCUGUCGUGUGACGAGCAAACGAGGGGAUUUUCUCCUCCUCCCCCGUUGUCCUAGUCGUCGUCAGGUCUCACGGGUUCACACACCGAAUGCCCAAUUUGUAGGACAGAAGAAAGAGGCUCUGACGGAAUACAGCACUGACACUGGAUAUUUAACUCUGGCUCAGUUCACACCCGUGCUGACUUUGAAAUCGUCUUUUCCCCGAGAAUCUUCGAAAGUGGGCGUAAAAUUGUCCUUAAACUGGCACCUCUUCUAAAUUUGUGCUUUUAGCAGACGCGGAAAGGUGUAACGCGGUACACUACUUCUGCAGUGUGACACCACCCCUCCAGUGGUCUCUUUGGCGGAAAGUGAAGUUCAGUUCUUUCCAUUUCACCUGAGAUGUCAGAGAAGAAGAAGAAAGUUCCAGGGAUGGCCUUCUUGACCCCGUGCAGAGCAGCUGCUAUCUUUUUGUCUGCAUUUCUGCUGGCUGGAAUUGGAGCUGCAGUCUGGGCUAUUGUAACAUUUUUGAUCAAGCCAGAAGACACUGGUUUAUAUGAUGUCCAGGUGACCUCAGCCGAUCUCCGCCUUACUGUAUUUGACCGCACCCAAGACAGGUGGAGGUUCGUCUGCUCAUCCAGUUCCAAUGAGCUGCUAGCUAACAUCAGCUGUGAGGAGAUGGGCUUUGUCAGGGCUCUCAACCAUUCGGUAUACAGUUUCCUUGAAGGUAGCAAUGACUCUGAGGAUUACUUUUGUGUGGAUGUGGAGCAACUAACUUACGGAAAAAAGAUCAGGGAGGCCCUUUCGCCUUGCAAAUGUGAGAUCGGGCAGGUGCUGACAGUGCAGUGUCAAGACUGUGGCCGCCGCAGUCUGAUAGUGGAUCGCAUUGUUGGGGGGUUGGAUGCACGGCAGGGCAGCUGGCCCUGGCAGGUGAGCCUGCAGUAUGACGGAGUACAUCAGUGUGGAGGCUCCAUCAUUUCUGACCGCUGGAUCGUUAGUGCCGCACAUUGCUUCCCAGAGCGGUAUCGGCAUGUGGGUCGAUGGAGAGUCCUUCUUGGUUCCAUUUACAAGGCCCCCACUCAUAACAGUGUGCACAUUGCAGAGGUACAAACAGUGGUCUUCCACAGCAGCUACCUGCCUUUUGUAGACCCCAACGUCGAUGACAACAGCCGCGACAUUGCAGUACUGGCACUCACAAAUCGGCUGCAGUUCACAGAAUACAUUCAGCCAGUGUGUCUUCCUACCUAUGGUCAACGUUUGAUUGAUGGACAAAUGGGAACUGUGACGGGCUGGGGAAACACAGAGUACUACGGCCAGCCUUCAGAGGUGCUUCAGGAAGCCAAUGUACCCAUCAUCAGUGAUGCUGUCUGUAAUGCCCCUGAUUACUAUGACAACCAAAUCACUACUAGCAUGUUCUGUGCUGGAUAUGAAAAAGGCAGUAUAGAUGCCUGCCAGGGGGACAGCGGUGGCCCCUUUGUGGCUCAGGAUACCCUGUCCAAGGCUAGCCGCUACCGUCUUCUAGGAGUAGUGAGCUGGGGCACAGGCUGUGCCAUGGCCAAGAAGCCUGGUGUCUACACUAGGGUCUCCCGCUUCCUGCCUUGGAUCUCCUCGGCCAUGAGGACUUUUGAAAAUGUCCCAGGUAUGCACAAAAUGUCUCGGACAUGAAGGCCUCCCUACUUCUGUUAUUCUCACUACAGGGACUCUGAUAGAGAAACCCCUCUCCCCCAGCCCACCAUCUCUUCUCUCAGACCUUCAGCCAGUUCACUGUUGAGACUGUGAUAGGGAUUAGGGCCUGCCAUGGAAUGCGUCUUAAAAAAUACUUACAUGUUCACCAUUACUUUAUGGUAUUUUACAAAUACCCCAACAGGUCUUUUAUAUUAAAAAUUAGGGUUUAGGUAUUUGUAUUAAUGUUUUGGUUUACCAAUGACACAGUGAGAGUUAAGGUUAGUCUUAGAAUUAUGCAUUCAAUCCCAGUUGUUCUUAUGGUGAAAUCCUCCACAGAAGUUUUAAGUACAAGAUCCUUAACCUGAUUUUUAGAUUUAUGCCUAGUUUAAAUUUUUUUUUUUUUGGGAACAGGAUAUUGAUCGCUAUGUUUUAAAUGUUUCAUGCAUAAGACAUUAUUUGGCAGAUUUCCCCGCUGUCAGAUUCCAUCAAAACUCUCUGGCUAGUAAGAAGUAUAAUAAUAGAUUCCACUCACUGUGUAUCUGUAUAUAUAAUUAGCAAUCAUAAAUGUAAAUGUCCUUAUCAUAAAGCAUGGAUUUUUUUUACUGCUCUGCACUCUGUAGUUAUGGAAAUCCAGCUUGUUGUACAGAAAUGUGUGAAUGUGGUGUAUGAUAAAGGGCUGUGACCCUUGUUUUGGUUGUAGAUCUUGUAGUCUAGUCAUAAUUUUGAUUUCUAUUUUUAUAGUGGCUGUCAGACUGUCACUAUGUGAAAUUUUCUACCAACCUAAUAUAAUAAAAUAAAAUAAUAAUAUCUUUUGCUUAGUCCUUUGGGAGCAUUUUGAAUUGUUGUCAGUUUUAUUAUGUAAUUAUCAUUAUCGUAAAAAAAAAAACAAAGUUUUAUGAAAAUCUUUGGAUAGUUUAGUCUUUUCUUCAGGAUGAAUACAAAGUGAAUAUGGAAGAAAAAAAGAAGUACAUUUCUGUAUGUACUGCUAUUUUAGGUGGGAGUAAUAAGAAAAUGAAAAAGCAAAUAAUUAAAUGUGAAUGCUUUUAUGUUUCAUUAACUAAAAGCUACUGAACACAUGAAGUAUUGAUGUUUGAAUCAGUAUUUGCUCUUGUUAUAAAUGCUGUAAAUACGUAGUGCUUCUAAGUAACAGGGACACAGACUGGAGCGAAAUUAUUGUCAUCUGUUUUGACUUUCCAGCUUCUCUUUUUGCAAAAAUAAAACAGAGUGUGGACAGUGCAAGAAAUAGGACCUUCUGUAACAUUAUCCUCUAAGUAUCCUAAGCCAAAGGUACACCUGCACUGAGGCCGAAAAAAUUGUGUCAAUUAAGUGUGUAUGAGGUCAGAUAUUUGUUCAGGCAUGCUGGAGGAUUUAUACAAGUUGGGAUGUUAUAAUAAAAGGUAAGAUAAGUGAUUCUGACAACAGUAAGAGGAUAUUAGUACAUAUACUGUAUAACUCCUUGCUGUCCUUAAGGUUCUCAUCAGUCUGUUGACUUGCAUUCUGUUUUUGAUGAUAUUUCACUGCGGUAUGCUGUGGUAACUGGAGAGUCCUUAAUGUUCCAAAGGGACAGGCCACAUUGCACUGUAAUUCACUACUGUUCUCUUGACAUGCCUUUGUCAGCUUUCAUGGUUUAUGAUAAAAUUAAUAUUUCUUCUCCCGUUUUACCUCUUUCUAACCCAGUUAUGUUCAUUUGUUUGUCAAUAACUUUGAGUGAAGGACUCGUAUAUUUAUCGUAUUCUGGAGAAACUGAGACUAUUACAGCAGGUGUAAUUAUUGAAACCUAUUUAGUACUGUUCAGUUUAAAUCUGGAU
Messenger RNA from Scleropages formosus (Asian bonytongue), 3452 nucleotides. It is a transcript of the gene hpn, whose product is annotated as hepsin. The record is from RefSeq and is a predicted model, not a curated record. The coding region runs from base 382 to 1644 and encodes 420 amino acids. NCBI's taxonomy places the organism in Eukaryota, Metazoa, Chordata, Actinopteri, Osteoglossiformes, Osteoglossidae. Gene Ontology annotation, biological process: proteolysis. Gene Ontology annotation, cellular component: membrane. The transcript is spliced from 13 exons. Gene Ontology annotation, molecular function: serine-type exopeptidase activity; serine-type endopeptidase activity.